UCACAGCUACGCGCUGGAAAACAUUCCAUGGUGACCCGCUGAUAAGGAAGAUCGACCUGAUCUCCCAUGAACCUGAAAAUGCAAGCAAAGUCUUUGCUUUCCCUUUUAAGUCUUCACUACCUGUCACUUUAGCUUUUCUCCCCCCACUCUCCAAUUUGGUAGACAAUCACUUCCAAAUUAAGUAUUUUUAUAUGCUUAGAGUUGUGUCCUUCAUUGAGGCUGCCCUUCCACCCCUCACAACUCACUCUCUCUCUGCUUUUUUUGGAUCUCUCUACUUGUUUAGUAGAGUCUCCAGCACCCAAGACUCCUACUUUGAGGAAUUUCACUUGCCAGUUGGAGCUGUACAGAGCUGAUUUGUGCUUUGUUUUGGUGUUAGGUGGCUAUGGAUACUGAGGAUGGGGAAAUGAAGUCGAAGAUGGAGGAUUAUGAAAUCAUAGAGCAGAUUGGGAGAGGGGCUUUUGGAGCCGCUUUUCUUGUUCUUCGUAAGGGACAGAGAAAGAAGUAUGUGUUAAAGAAGAUUCGUUUAUCUAAGCAAACGGAGAAGUUCAAACGCACAGCUCACCAAGAGAUGGAUUUAAUAGCAAAGUUAAAUCAUCCAUAUAUUGUGGAGUAUAAAGAUGCUUGGGUGGACAAGGGAGACUGUGUAUGCAUUGUAACCAGCUAUUGCGAAGGAGGUGACAUGGCUGAGAUGGUAAAGAAGGCCAGAGGACAAUUUUUUCCAGAGGAGAAACUUUGCAAAUGGUUGACUCAAUUGCUGCUAGCUGUUGACUACUUGCACUCUAAUCGUGUGAUUCAUAGAGAUGUUAAGUGUUCAAAUAUAUUCCUUACAAAGGAUAAUGGCAUCCGACUUGGUGAUUUUGGACUAGCAAAAUUACUGAAUACAGAAGAUCUUACUUCUUCGGUUGUUGGAACUCCAAAUUACAUGUGUCCUGAGCUCCUUGCAGACAUACCUUACGGCUAUAAAUCUGAUAUAUGGUCACUUGGGUGCUGUAUGUUUGAAAUUGCUGCACACCAACCUGCAUUUAGAGCUCCUGACAUGGCUGCGCUCAUCAAUAAAAUUAACCGUUCCUCCAUUUCUCCUCUUCCAAUUGUGUAUUCUUCCACACUGAAACAAAUUAUCAAGAGCAUGCUCAGGAAGAGUCCUGAACAUAGACCAACAGCUGCAGAGUUAUUAAGGCAUCCACACUUACAACCAUACCUCCUUCAAUGCCGCAAUGCAUCAUCUGUUUUUCUUCCAGUAUUUCCUUUAAACAACUUGAAAGAUAAAACUACAAGGAAAUCACCAUCUAGCAAGCCCAUUGGUGGCAAGGACAGCCGAGACAAAGAAGCUGCAACACCUAAGCACUUGGAAAAGGUUCAUCCAUUCGAGACCAGACCUGAUGCUAUGAAGAGAUAUUCAAUAAACAUUGCCAACCCUGUAUUCACAGCUUGUACUGAAGAAAAGCUUGAAACCAAGAGAGUUGAUCCUAGUAGCUGUACUGUGGAACCAUCUAAUGCCACUGCUGGUCCAAAAGAUGGGCCAAUUGAUCCACAAGCGUCUAUUUGCAAUGAAGAUGAGCAAUCUGAACCUAAUAUCUACAAUGUGGAGUUAUCUAAUACCACUGAUGGAUCAAAAGAUGGACCAACUUAUUCAGAAGCAUCUGUCUGCAAUGGAGAUAAGCAAGCUGAUUGUACUAGUCGUGCUAGCUGUAGUCUGGAAUUAUCUAAUACCAGUGAUGGCUCAAAAGAUGGUCCAACUGAUUCAGAAGCAUCUGUUUGUAAUGCAGAUAAGCAAGCUGACGCCAUCAGUAUACCCCAAAAGGAGACUACCAUGUCCGAUGUUGAAACUACAUCAGAGAGUACCCCAAAUCGGAAUGAAGAACUAGAAGAACCUGCUAGUACAAAUUCCAAACAAUUGCAAGAGGUUGCUUGCAAGACUCUGAACUUUGAGGAUGAAAAGACACUUCAAAACCAACAAGUUCUUGAAGUAGCUAGAACAGAAGGAGAGGGAGCUAAAGAAGAAAAUUGCAGGGAACUGGUAAUGGACAGUUCAGGCUGCACCGACAAAGUUGGUUCCCCAAAUGAUAAUUGCUCCUCAUCAGCUAAAUCCGAGGUUGAACCCAGAUGUUGUUUACAAAAGGAAAGUUCUAAUGUACAUAUUGAAGGUGCUCAAAUGAAUUGCUUGUCAUCUGGAAGAAACAAUGAUACUUCACCACAGAAAGAAAAAGAUGAAGUGGGAAGAAAGGCAGGUCAUAGUAAUAGCUCCCUGCAUAUAGAAAAAGAUGAUGCUCACAUGAGUAAUCAGGCACUCAGUGAUGUAUCCUUGCUGAGUACACUAACUGCAAUAGGUGGUGAUGAUUCCAAGAGUGAGUGGGAAAAUCCAACACAGCAAAGAGCUGAUGCCCUGGAGUCUCUGCUUGAGCUAUGUGCACGGCUACUAAAGCAGGACAAACUUGAAGAGCUUGCUGGGGUUCUAAGACCAUUUGGAGAAGAUGCUGUCUCAUCUAGAGAAACUGCUAUCUGGUUGACAAAGAGUCUCAUGUCUGCACAGAAAGAUAAUGGAGGAUCCUAAUUUUUGAUCGUUAAGUUGGCUAUAAUUUAUGGAAAACUAUUCAAAAAAUGAGAGAAAAAGUAUCUGUUUUGUAUCAUCUUGACAUAAAUUGUUUGUAAAAAGAGUGGUUUGAAUAUUUAACUUGAAACUCGGAAAUAACAAGAUUUCAGAUUGUAACAGGACA
Messenger RNA from Rosa rugosa (rugosa rose), 2714 nucleotides. Its product is annotated as serine/threonine-protein kinase Nek6. The transcript is spliced from 15 exons. NCBI's taxonomy places the organism in Eukaryota, Viridiplantae, Streptophyta, Magnoliopsida, Rosales, Rosaceae. Bases 383 to 2551 code for a protein of 722 amino acids. The record is from RefSeq and is a predicted model, not a curated record. Gene Ontology annotation, molecular function: ATP binding; protein kinase activity. Gene Ontology annotation, biological process: protein phosphorylation.